AUGUCGGAGCUCAGCUGCCAUAAGGCGAUCAGGUAUCAGCGACAGCCGCAGGCCGCGCCGGCCGAGGAGUGUGCACCUCCCACUGCUGCCCAAGACACCGACGACCAAGCUACGCAUCCAGCAGCCCAGCUUAAGACUCGGAAUAUCCCACCAAAUGGGUCGGAAACAGCCCUUCCUGCCAAGGACUUAGCCUCCUACCUGGCUGCAGAUUCCAGGAGCAUCAAGCUGGAGACGGAUGCACCUGGACCGCCGCCCGCACCGUAUCCCCAGGAAGCGCCGCCACCACCAAGUGCACCUCACGCUGUGGAACCCCGCGCCAGUAGCCGCGAUUUGCCCGCCAACGCAUUCAUGGACACCGAAGCACUUGUCACGGCCAACGGUGAUGCCGCGGCCGCCGGUGCAACCGCAGCAGCUGGCAACUCGUCAGAUGCCGCCGCCUCGGGCGCGGGGCCUUCCCACACUGGCUCUGGCAUCCCAAGUGCUACCCCCGGGCCCUGUCCGGUUGUCUUCAUGGCCACCUGGGGACGGUCCACCUUGAAGCUUCCCGUGCGCUCCGUCCAGGUAUUGUUUGGUGCGGACAUGCUGGCGACGGCACGGAGACGGCUCGUGGGCGUGGUUGUGUACGGCCGUACCACGACCAAAACAGACGUCGUCACGACAAACUCCGCCGACGUCGUCGCCGGCGACGGGCAGCAGCCGCGUGUGCUGGAAUGCCGCGACGCACAGCUGCGAGUGCUUCACGCGAAUUGCCGGAUUACACGCCUGACGCCCCUGAUGCGGGACCUAGGUGUAACGGACGGCACACGAUUACGGGUGGUGCGAGAUGCGGUGCGCGGCGGGAUUCUGGUGGAGCCGAUUCCGUUGCAGCAGGAGGCCAACCUGCCUCGGGAGCAGACCAUCCGGACGCAGGGGACGCAUGGGCCACAGUCGACUGCGCGGAUGGACAACGGCCCAGAGCCACAGCCAGAGUUACAUCCGCGACUGCGGUCCCGUCAGCCGCAGCCGCAAGGCGUGGUGUCUAGCGUUCUACCCCAGCAACAGCAACAGCAACAGAAUGAGCAGAAGGAACAGCAGCAGCAGCAACAGGUGGAAUGUGCACGGCAGCUGAUGCGGCUGCCGGAGGUUAAGGUGGAAGCGCCCGUGCAGGUCCCGGCCCAGAGCGCUCAACCCCCACAGCAGCCGGUGGUACAUGUGUGGUUGAGGUCGUGCCAGUCCCAUUGGCGGUCGACGCAGCUGGAGCCGCCGUCCCUGCAACCCCGGCCGGCGGUUGCGCCGGCGCUGCCGCCGUACGUUGUCGCGGUGAAGCACGAGGAGGAUGACGGCGCGCACCUGCCCACGGGUGCGGCCUUGGGACCCGCAGCACAGAUGGAGGAGGUGCAGGUGUCAUCGGGCGGCGAGAACGGGAACGGGGCGUCGCCGCUGAAGGAUGGCGACCCGGCGGUGGCUGAGGACGAUGUUGCAGGACGAGGCUGCGGACGUGAUAUUCACGGGGGGAGCCAGGAGGCGCUGCUGCUUUCAGCGCAGGUGCCGCAGCAGCCGCAGCAGCUACAACAGCAGGUCAAGGCGGCGGCAAUGCGGGAUCAACCGGAGGGAAUUUCACAUGGGCUGGAAGGUGCAAUGCAAAACGCGGAGGAGGAAAUGGCGGCGGCGGCCCAGGGGCUAGCGCAAGCUGGCGCGGCGGCUACGUGCGUCCAAUCGAUUGGAGGGGAGGGUGACAGAUCGCUUGGGCCUGGACAGCAUCAGGUGGAGGAGGAGGGCCGGGAGAUUGAGAGAGUGGACGGCGGAGUACUCGUGGAGGGGACUCUCCAAAACCCAGCAGACUGCCAACCGAAGCCGCUGCCGGCUGCACCUGCCGCCGCCUCCCGUCGUCUGCCCUCCCUCUGUGGUCCUGUGGCGCUACGGAGUGGCGCCGGGAUCGCCCUCACACUACCUUUGGCGUGCAGCAGCGGUGCCAAAGCCAAUGGCGCGGCCAAUGGGGCUGGCGUACACCCGGCAAGUCGGCAGCAGCAGCGGCUUCGGUUGGCAGUGCUCAACGGCCCGGGCGUGUCCGCGCCCACGGCCGCCGCUGCAGGGGUCGACUAUGGCGGCGGCGGCAGCAGCGAGCCACCAAGCUCCCGUCGAUGCCUGGCAAAAUGGAUGCUGGUGCAGGGCGUGCUGCCACUGCGCGUCGGACAUUUGGCGACCUGGCAGACGAUGCUGGGGUGCCUCGUGACGACUGACGGCGCCGUGCGCGCGGUGGCACUGCGAGGGUCUGCAUGCUGUGCUGGUGCUGGUGCUGCUGGUGCUGGUGCUGCCGACGGAGCGGAGGCCGUCGGCAGCGGAGGCGGCGAGGAGUACGUGGGCAUGGGAUGGCUGCGGCGUCAGCCCAGUCUCCGAAGCUCUGCUUCUACCUCGUCAUGUCCGUCCUCCUCGUCGUCAUGGACGGUUGGCGGACUACAGGCGUGGAUGCGGUACGUUGGAGCCCGGCCAAGCGACUUGGUUGAAGUGCGGGCCUACUGGCUAGGGGCCACGGGCCUGGGCUUCGACCUCCGACUGAGCCGCAGGACGACCGCGGAGGAGGGCCAGCCCCGGGAAGCCAUGGCGACGCGGGCGCGACGCGCCGUGUCCGCUACCGUCCCUGUCGCGGCUGCCGGUGAAGUACCGCAGGCCGCCGUUUCGGCGAUGAGGAAGCGCCGGCGCGUGAUGUCCCCGGCCCCAGGGGACAACGAAGGCGCCGACGGCGAAGUUGACCACCAGGAUGACUGCGACUGCCGUUCUGAGGGCGGUGAGGGGCGGCAGCAGGGCGAAGGAGGAGCCGUCCUCGAGGCUGCGGCUACUGCGGAGGAAGCCGCCAUGGACGCUGAUGCGGAGGUUGACGCCACCGCUGCAAUAGACAUCGGCGCGCCAACUCCUGGCGGCGCGAACGCUGCGCCGCCAGAGGCUGGCGCACGUGUGGACUACGGCGAUACGGAGGAGGCUGCGAUGGCGCCAGCACCGGAUGUCCGUCCGCCGUCAAAGCGUCCGUGCACUGAGACGGCGACCGCAGGGGGUGCGUUCCAUGCAGCAUCAUGCCCUCCGCUGCCGGCAGCGGCGGCGGCCGAGGCUGUUGGGGCCAACAACAACGCCGGGUGUGACAGGUCUGAUCCUGGUGUCGACGCUAUAAGACCAAUGGACGCUGUGGCUGGCGGCGGCGCUGUCGAGAGCAUGGAUAUUGCCGCCGCCGGCACCGCAGGAGACUUGAACGGCGGGCGCAGCGUCGAUGAAGACGGCGGCGGCAGCAGCGACCCGGCUGUAGCGACGGGCGAUGCUACGUCAGCCGGUAGUGGCGGGAGGACUCCGCCGGUAGCUGAGGAGGCCGCCUUGCACAAACACUACAGUGACGAUGAUGUCGUGCAGAACGGCCUUGGGCUACCGCCGCUGCGGCCGGGGGAGCUGAGACUGUGCGGUCUCACCUUCCACCCUGAUCUGGUGCCCUCCGUACUCCGCCUCAUGAGCGAGUGGCAAGCGGCUCUCAGUGACAGCCUGGUCAACGCUGACCCAGUGGCCGUACAGAUCCAGCUGCCGUUCGCCUUCACCGACUAUACGACGACUGCCGCUUCUGCCACGGCCGCCGCAUUCAAGGAGCACAGGCUCAGCGCCAACGUAAUCUGCUCGCUGGUGGCGCGUCUCCUGGGACUGAUGGCGGAGGAUAGCGAGUGGGACGCGCCGCUGCCGGCGGAGGGACUGGAGCUGGCGGCCGGCGUUGCGCCGUUGGUGUAUUCGGCGUCGGAGGUGCCUGAUGGGUCGAAGCCGGGACGCUGCGGAGGCGGUGGGGGCGCGGCGGGGCUGGUAGCGACGGCGCCGCUGCGGCGCAACGCGGUGCUAGGGGUGGUUGGCGGCUACGUCAUGCCAGCUGGCGCGGCGGCGCGCUUCGCAUCGCGGGGCUUCCGUGAUUGCUCCGGCGAGUUGGUUUCGGAGCUGCGGCAGCGAGCGGCGCCGGCGGACCUGGCGGUGGCGUGGCGGUUUGUGGCGGAUGCAUUCCGGAUGCCGUACCCUGGACUGGAUCUCACGCCGGAGGGCGCGGCCGGGCCUGUGCCGUUGGAGAUCAGCAUGCUGGGGUACGGCAACAUGGCGGCGCUCAUCAACGACCCACGGGUCCGACCGCAGGCGUGGCUGCAGGACAACGACGUCGACUGCCCACCGCCUGCGAACUGCGUGACAGACGGACGGACGGACGGACUGAACGGCGUGGUACCGGUGCUGCCCGUUUGCGUUCGCGGCCUCACGUUGCCUGUGCUCGUAGCGCUUCGUGACAUCGCUCCAGGGGAGCCGCUACUCCGCGACUACGGCGCCGCUUGGUGGCGGGAGCUGGGCCGCACUUGGGAGGUGCUGGACUUUGACGGCGUAACACCCGAGCAGUUGCUGCUCUUACCCACACACCCGCCUUCGCCUCAGCAGGAGAUGCCGCCACAACAGCAGCAGCAGCAUCUGCAGCGGCAGCGGCACAUUCAGACGCAGGGCAUUGGCGAGCACGUGGAUCCGCCAUCACAGCCAUCUGCGCCCAUGGAAACCGAAGCGGAAGCUGGCCCGUCGCUGCCGCUGCACCAGCUGCUAGUCAGUGCCGCUGAGACGAAGAACACAUUUGCGCCCCAAGGCGCCACUGUCCAGCUCGUUGGCGCCGCCGGAACGUCGUCCAACGUCGUUCAACAACAUGGCCGCAAAUGCGUCCGGGCGGGCAGCCCCAAAGCCACGGAAAACUCACGCAUCUGCAGGAGUAGCGCUGGGCCAGUGAUGAUGACCCGUGGAGGCGGCACCACCUGUUCCAUGUACCAAAUCGCUGCCACUGACGGCGCUACCGCAGCUAGCAUGUGUCGCUCCAUCAGUUUCCGCCUGGGCACAAUCGCCAGCCUGCCUGCCCAGCAUGUCACGGCGGAGAGGGACCGUCAUCAGCCGCGCCACGACCGCAGCGCCGCCAUCGAUCCCCAGCUGGCGUGGGACCCAGCCGCUGCUGCUGCAGCUGCCAUCGAUUCUGCCGCCGCCCCAGCUGCCGCUCCUCCUGUCGUGCAAGACCAUGGCAAGGCAUCAGCACCCGGGAGCGAGCGACCCCGUCAUGAGGCACCGUCGUUAGUGGCAAAGCGCAGGACACUUUUUGUCAAGAUUCCGGAGCCGGAGCAGGCAAUGUGCGGCAUUUCCCCAACCGCGACAACGCCAACGACACCAGGCCCGACAACGAUGUCAGGCACGGCUGGUGAUUCAGGUGCCGUUAGCGGCUUGCAAGUACACCUGCCUAGGUCUGUGAUUGAGACACCCAAUAAGUUAUACGGGGCAGCGGCGGUGACACUGACGAUGGCACGGCCUGUGCCGCACACGAUCAGCGGAAGCAGCUCCCGACGGCGCCGCAGCGGCCAGGCCGCGCUCCCUGCUCCGCUGCUUGUUAUAUCAGACUAUCUGAACAGCGUCAACCAAGGCAGCUGGCGCAGCAUCAGUAGCGGCAGUGGACGCGUCGGCAGUGUCAUGGCAAGCGGUGGCGGUGGUGGCGGCGGUCAUGCUCGCAGAGGCAGCUGGGGGUCCGGCACACGUAGCUUGGGCACCAACGUAAAGAUGUUGAACGGCAGCUUUGGCGCCGCCGCAACCUCGACGGCAGCGGCAGCGGCUGCAUGCGCCGUGGCGGCUGGGACGGCGGCACAGGCACAGUUCCACAGCGGCUGCGGGACUAUGGUUCAGGACCGAACAGCAAUGAUGCAUUGGGCAGCGCGCCAAACAGGCGUAAGGCUUAUGGAUCUGGGGCACAAGCAACGCGCCGGCAACAACACCGUGCCUCCUCCGGCGACUUCGGUGGCAGUGCGAAAGCUGCUGCCGGUGGCGGCGGAGGCGCGGCCGGAGGCGGAGGCGGUCGCAGAGGUUGGGCCGUGGCGUUUGUUGGAAGGACGCUUCUACGGCGGGGAUGCAGAGUUAUUCGAUCAUGGCAUUUUGUUGGACGAGUGCGCGGAGUGCAAACUGAAAGUACGGGUGUAUUUGCUUGAUGGAUCCGGUAGGACCAUCAUUUUGGGCCACAAAUCAUUCUUCAUACCACACAGGAUUCGCAAAAAAAAACUUUCGGUUCGGGGAAAUGGAGGGCCCUGCGGAGCGUAG
Messenger RNA from Volvox carteri f. nagariensis, 6090 nucleotides. RefSeq lists its product as uncharacterized. The record is from RefSeq and is a predicted model, not a curated record. The coding region runs from base 1 to 6090 and encodes 2029 amino acids. Lineage: Eukaryota; Viridiplantae; Chlorophyta; Chlorophyceae; Chlamydomonadales; Volvocaceae. The transcript has 11 exons.